Molecule: messenger RNA, 548 nt
Organism: Cydia amplana
Lineage: Eukaryota; Metazoa; Arthropoda; Insecta; Lepidoptera; Tortricidae
Exons: 3
Coding region: 50-535 (161 amino acids)
Biological process (GO): transcription initiation at RNA polymerase III promoter; transcription by RNA polymerase II
Cellular component (GO): nucleus
Source: RefSeq, a predicted model, not a curated record
GGACUGGUUGUAUUUUGGUUUGGAGGCAAAAACCCAACUCGAAAAAAGAAUGGUCCAGCGAACCGUGUAUUCGCGCAUCAGUGUUCGUAUAGCUGAGGAAAAACAGCUCCUAGCAGAAGAGAAAUGGAUCAUCAGUGCCCUUACCAAAGUUCGCAAGGAGCGUAACCGUUUACAGAUUGAUAGAUUGGAGUUAGAAAACCAAAAGAUGCAGCUAAUGAAACGGUCCCGCUCCCAAGCAACACCGGCCAGGCCCGAGACGCCGUCCGAGAAGGUCAUGAAGCUUAUGAACUCAGCGAGCACAAGUGGUCCGAUCCCGGAGCUCGAGGACCUCGCACAUGAGAUCAGCAAGGAGGCUCUAUGCAAUGAGCAGGAGCUUAAUCUAACUGUUACUAAUCCUAUAUUGAGUCUCAACUACAACAACAUGGUGGAAGAGGAAGUGGACUCGGAGGGUUCAGACGACGCUGACAGAGUAUUACUGGACAUGAACAUGUUCAUGAAUGGGGACCCUUAUGGAAAACCUGGGAAGAACAAAUAGUAUCUCUCUUUUA